UUUUUUUCUUUGUGUACAGUUGAUGGUGUACGCUGCAAGUGUCCCGUUGAAAUUAAAAAAGACACGUUUCGUUAUCAACAUUUCUACGUUGGCGGCCUACGAUGUAAUGUUGCCGAGUGAUUCGCGCCGUCUGUGUAUGAGUAUCAACAGUUCAAUGCACGGUGACUGCAUUGAUGAAAAGUGUUUUGUCUUGAGUGGUCUUGGAUGUGAUCAUUUUUCGAGUACGGAAGGUAUUCUCAAUGGCUGGAGACGUGCAGUACGUCCUUACUUUGGGCAACAGCAUCAUCGGCGUCAGUGUGCUCGCAAUGCCGUACUGCUUCCAGCAGUGCGGGAUAAUCCUGUCGAUGCUGCUGCUCAUUGGUAUAAACCUUGUCACGAGAGUUGCUUGCCACUUGCUGCUGAAAUCAGCGAUUCUCUGUCGACGAAGGAACUACGAACAACUAGCGUUCGCAUCUUUUGGAGCCGGCGGAAAGCUAGCCGUUGAGCUAGGAUUAAUCGGGUUCCUGGUCGGUACCUGCGUAGCUUUUUUCGUUGUAAUCGGAGACCUGGGCCCAGCGAUUGUGUCCAGGUCUUUUACGGUUGAGAACAGUUCUUCCUUGAGGUCUUUCGUAAUGCUCGCGUUAGCAUUCUUCGUCAUAUUACCGUUGUGCCUUUUGCGAAACAUUGAAAGCCUGACCGGCAUCGCAAUUCUCUCGUUCCUGUUCUACUUCAUCCUGGUUCUGAAAGUAUUCUUUGCAUCUGUGGGUCACUUGUGGAGUGAUGGUUGGAUGGGGCGAGUUGCUUUGUGGGAACCGUCUGGAAUGCUCGUGUGCAUCCCAAUAUUUUCAAUGGCGUUGUCUUGCCAAACGCAAAUAUUCGAAAUCUACGAGUCGAUGCCCGAUCCAACGCUACAUAAGAUGAACAGCGUAGUCAGUGGAGCUGUGAAUAUGUGUACUUUUGUAUAUGCUGCGGUGGGCCUGUUUGGAUACCUGACGUUUUACGACCUCGAAACAGGAGUUACAGGAAUACCGGGGAACGUGUUGAUGAUAUUUCCACAAACUGCGGUUACUGAGGGAAUCAAGUUCUUCUACGUUUUGUCCGUCGCCUUGAGCUUUCCGUUGGUUUUAUUUCCAUGUCGUGCGAGCAUCCACUCGCUUCUUUAUCCCCCAACGCAACAUGCCGCGAGUCACGAUGUGUCUUCGCUUUACAUUCCCGAUUCCCGCUUUAAAGGAAUCACUGUUGUGGUUGUUGUUGCAUCCCUCGGAAUGGGAAUCGUUCUUCCGGCCAUCGAAGUUGUUUUAAGUUUGAUGGGAUCCACCAUCGGUUUGAUCGUGUGUUUAAUAUUCCCUGCGACGAUCUUCAUCAAGAACACGUCGAAGAAUACGAAUGAAAGGACUCUCGCUCAGGUCAUUUUAUGCAUCGGGAUAUUUCUUAUGGUUGCCGGUACUUACACAAACCUGGUGCAAAUGGAUUCAAAUCGUUCUCUUGAACUGGGGAUUGACAAAGGACCUGUUCAGCGGCUUGAGAUCUCAAAAGAAAGUUUGUCAAAAAUUGAAAAUCAGCCCGUGGCUCUCAAACCGCCGGUCCCAUCAAAUGCCACGUUUUCCAAAAAGCCUCCGGUGUCACCAAAAGCUGAUUCUCCUAAGGUUCUCGACCAAACUAAGAAUAACUCGUCAAAGGUAGAGAAGCCUUCUAGAUCAACCAAGAAGAAGAAGAAAAAAUCCCGUGAAGGGACAGGAAACGCACUCAAUGACGUCAAACCGAAUCAACUGCCGUCAGAUGAUUCAUUUCUUCGUGGCGUUGAAAAUGCGGGGAAGCCCGCGAUAAUAAUACAGAGCAAGGAAGAGAAGAUUAUCCAUCAGCUCGCUGAAGAACAGCAAGAACAACGGCAAAUCCUUGAUGAACAGCGGAAAUUGAUCGAAGACCUGAGGGAAUCAAAGGUGAAGCUCAACGAGGAAGCGAAGAAAGCCGCGCAACCCAUUGUUGAAAAGUCGAAAGCCGAGGUGAUCAGUGAACUGGAAACGAAAAUUAAAGAAAUCAGUGAUCUCAAGAAGAAAAUAGAGGGCGUCGGCGGUGACAAGGAGGAAAUUCAGGCUGAAGUUGCCGCCGUUUUAGCCCCCGCCCCCGAAGAACCUGCGAAGCAACCCCCAAACGCGAGUGCGUUUAAAGCAAGUAAGCUGCAAGAACCGUACGUGCUUACGAAACUCUCCGAUGGAAGCCCGAAUAAGCCCGAGAGUGAAGCAAAUGGCGGCGAAGUUCUGGAAGUGAAACGAGAUAUAGUAGCUGGAGAAAUUCCGAAAGAAGAGAAUUGUCCAGUGCCUGGUGACUGUCCAGCGGUGAAGGAAGCUGUGGAUUCCAAUAAGGAUCGAGGACUCUGAUGUUGCUCUUAUCCAGUGACAAGUGAUCGACGCAGUUACCGAUUGACGAACAGGAAUUUUUUUAACUGAGGAGCCCAAUGCUUGAAGGCACUUGCGUCGGAUGAUAAUAUUUCGGGAAUAUUCCCGAAGAAAAAGAUGCAUCGUUUGCGAAAGUGACAAUCAAUCAGUGUACUGUAGUCUCUGUCUUUUUUUCCGCCUAAGAAACGUUAAAGAGGUUUUCGAAGGAUGUGUUUUCCUUCGUAUUGGUCCGGGUUCAUCCGAUUCGACGAAGCUGUUUGUUUUGUGUUAAUCCUCGAACUAUGCUUAUUUUUCUCGUGUGAUGCGUUUUAUAUGAUAUGGAUUUAUGAAAUUGGGGUGUUUUUUUGAUCUGGAAAUCUUGUUCAGGUGCACAGUUUGUCUUGUAAAUAAGGUUGUACUAUUUGGUUUUGGGGAGUUGGCCGGGAUAGGAGAAGAAAACGCUCAUCGUUGCUGUGAUUAAGUUGGAGUUAGACAGAGCUUGACUUGUUAGCCUGAUUAGGCUGACCUACGUUGGCUGUUGAGGGUUCAGGAUAACCAUUCCGAUGAUCUUUGCUUUCCUCGAGUUGAAACACGAGGGGUCUCCAAAAUAUGCAAUCCGUCUGAUGCAGAAAGAAGCGAAGUAACCUGGAGCACCUAACUUCACGAAUAAAUAAAUAUGUUUCAUUCAAACGACGGAUCAUCAUCAGGGUUUUCCGAACUGUCUGCAUGAUGAUUGAAUUUGAAAAAUGAAAUCGCAUAGUCAUUUCCGUGAAAGAAGGACGGUGAGUGCAUCGGAUCGGUAUUUGAUAAGUCGAAUGAAAAUAAUAUUUUGGACGCCCCUCGAGUGCAAUUUGUCCGAAUUCAUCUUUUACGAAGUGAAGGCUGACUGUUGUUGUACCGAUUGUUUCUCCGUCUUGUGAUACGCAUUGUAAUUGCGAAUAUGAAAAACUUACUAUAUUUUCCCGGAGUA
This is a messenger RNA of Notodromas monacha, 3324 nucleotides long. NCBI's taxonomy places the organism in Eukaryota, Metazoa, Arthropoda, Ostracoda, Podocopida, Cyprididae. The record is from the annotation of a GenBank genome assembly.